UGUGAUUCAUAUUAUUCCGAUUCAUAUGUUACCCGAAAGUCGUCGACAUAAAGAAGUCCGGGACAAUGCAUCCAAUGUUAUUGAUUCCGCGCAAGAUAAACCUGAAAUGAAAUGUUUGGAUCGUGAACUCAGAAAAUCAUUGGUCGACAGUAGAUUCUACUUUCUCUUUGAAAAAAUUUCUCUGCACUUUAAGAUUGAUAAGAGCUAUGUUUUGGAAUGUAUACUAGAUGGUGAACAAGUAUAUUUAAUAACAUCUUUCUUCAAUCCCGAAGGUAUGAAAGCUUUAUUUAUUAGUCUUAAGUCUGAAAAAUCAGAUGUUAAUGAAAGGAUUGGUGUUUUCUCGCGUUCAUUGGUCCCAGCUAGACCACGUGUUGUUGUUUCUACAGUGGCUGAUGCAUAUGCACUCGGUUCGUGUGCUGUCUUCACAAAAGUCAAUGCAGAACUUCAAAUAACAGCUGAGAACAUUUCAAAAUAUUCAACACGAAAGUUCCAAACAGAAUGAAGCAGAAUUCAUGUUGAACCAGAACGGAACUAAAGGGGCUGAAAUACAUAUUAAGUGGAUUCGAGAGAGAUUUUAUAACUGGCGGCUUUCCUUUUUUUAUUCGAAUAUUUAUUUCCUGUCUCUGUUCUUUGAAAUAUAUUUGGUUAUAACUAAAUACUGUUGAAUUUUAUCGUUACUCGAACUUCAUAUUAGGUAAAUAUGCCAUUUAAAGGGUAAUUAUAUAUUUUCUGUUCGUAG
This is a messenger RNA of Schistosoma intercalatum, 739 nucleotides long. NCBI's taxonomy places the organism in Eukaryota, Metazoa, Platyhelminthes, Trematoda, Strigeidida, Schistosomatidae. The record is from the annotation of a GenBank genome assembly.